This is a messenger RNA of Glarea lozoyensis ATCC 20868, 1992 nucleotides long. RefSeq lists its product as uncharacterized. The record is from RefSeq and is a predicted model, not a curated record. The coding region runs from base 1 to 1992 and encodes 663 amino acids. Lineage: Eukaryota; Fungi; Ascomycota; Leotiomycetes; Helotiales; Helotiaceae. The transcript is spliced from 4 exons.
AUGGCCCAUAUCGCCGAUUUCAUGGUCGACGCCGACCUUCCCAACAGUGUUGGACUAAAUAACUAUAUUGCGAGAGAGGUCUCACCGGCACCAUCUUACGAAGCACCUUCCGAUGGUCCAUGCCCAGAGGAAAAGGAAAAACACGUUUGGAGGAUGCAUCAACCAUCGGAGACACGAAGAUUACAUUUAUUUCCAUCGAGAGAGAAGUUAUCAAUUGGGUCUGCAGGUCGAAAAAGCCCGGAUACCGCUAGCCAAGCGUCCAAGGCAGGAGAAAAGGCGAGUGGGGAGAAUGAAAGAUCUACACUCGGUAGUGCUUUGAGGUCGAAGUCCAAGGAUCCAAAGCCGAAGGAGCAAUCGCUUGUUCGAAGACGUAAAGUAUCGGUUCCAGAACUUGGCCCGAUGACAACAGUUCAGGAGGUUGCCAUGGAUUCUCCCACUAUUCCUGGCCGACCUGCACUUCACGAGCGAUCAAUCAGCGCACCAGGUAACAGUUGGAAGCAGCAUAUGUUUGGCGAGAGCAUGGUUUCGUGUAUUUCUGAACCUAUCCUGGACGAGAUAUUGGAGUUGGAUCUAUUGGAUGGAAGCAGUGAGCCAUCUAACCCAACAAGAACAGCAUCCGCUUCACCCAGUCGACGACCGCUAUCACCAAAAUGCUUAGCUCCACUGGUCAUUCCCCCAGGAAGUAGCGCUCAGCCUCAGUACAUUUCACAAAGAUUCAGACAACGUUCUGAAAGUACACCACCAGAUGUUCCACCAAAGUCAGCCAGGAUGAAGGAACAUUCUCCUUUUGGGCGAUUCUCACCUUUUACUCCUGGAUCUGCCUCAACUACAAGCCUCUCAAUAUCUACAGUUGCAUCUUCAAUUGGUGCUACACCUGUUUGGACCCCAGACUCUCAAAGGUCGCCAAAGCAGUGGGCUUCACCUACUCCUUCCAGCUCUGUCGCAAGCCCACAGGUCUCCCAUACCCGUGGACAGUCUGAAUCCUCCCAUCCAGGACAUCUCAAGAAGGGUGAUAAAGUCAGUGGACACAGAAGAGGGGAGUCAGAAACAUCCAUCAUGGACAGAGGUCGACCAAAGAAGCGUCCAGAUGGCAGUCCCGUAAAGCAACCAACUGGAACUACAACCACCCGGAGUCGUACAGCUAGCAGAUCAAGCCCAACCGAAGAGCAAAAGGCUUUCGCAACAUUGCCUCAAGGUAUCCGUGCAAGCAACGCAGCUUCAGUAAUGCCAAUGUCCGAGAUUGAAGCUCUCCGCAAACAAGCGUUUGGUCAAGCCUCUCGCUUCGACGUCCUCUCCUCAAAGGACGUCGACAACCUCUCAAGAGAACUCCGGUCUCUCGACGAACGCUGUGAAUACCUCACCGCCACCCACCGCUCCCUCCGCUCCGGCCGUCGCAACCUUCACGACCGCAUCUGUUCCUUCCUGCGCUCUCCCCGCGUCGCCCGCUUCUCGCACGAAUCCAUCCUCAAGCAAGAAGAAGCGCUCUCAGAACUCGACUCCUCCAUCGACGACUGGGUCACCAAGCUCGAGCACGCAGAGAACAGACGCACUCGCGUCCGUCAAAAGCUCCUCGAACACGUCGCUGCCGCUCUGAUCCUCCAGCCUUCAACACUUACUACAGGCGAGUACACACCACCACGCUCACCCACCAAAGCCCACUCACCACCGCGUUCACCUGUUAAAUCCCAAUCCCCUCAACGUCUCGCUGAGGUCGUCAAGGUCAGCACCGAGACGUUUCCCGUCCGUCGCACGACUCGCAUGAGCGUUGAGAGCAUUAAGAUCUACGCCGACAACGACGUCUACGCUCUCCUCGCCGACGUCGAAGACGAGAUGAACCGUAUGGGCGGCGAGCAAAUCGAAGUCGCGCAGCCAGAAGAGAAACUCGCUUCAGCAGCUGAAGUCACGCUCAACAGCGCCGUCUACCAAAGUCUUCCGUCCACCGUGUACGAAGGUCUACCAUCUACAGUCUACAAACGCCCACAGAUCGUCUAA